AUGGUUGAUAAAAGCAAUAAGGGUGAAGAAUUUAACGAUAAUAUCAAUAAAAACGAUUCUUUAAAAGCGAGUGAAAGUUCUUCUAGUUUUCGAGUUCCACCACAUUGUUUGCGUUGUAAAAUGCAUGGAUUAGAAAUUCAAUUGAAAGGUCACAAACGUUAUUGUCAAUAUAUCAUGUGUAAAUGUAAUAAAUGUGAAGAAACAUUAAAACGUCAACGAAUAAUGGCACAAAAAAUUGCGCAAAGAAGAGCUGAAGAACUUGAUAAAGCUCAAGGAGUUCCAUUAAAAGAUUUCAAGCCUAAAACUAAACCAAAUACUGAAAUUGAAGAUUUGAAAAAAAAUGCCGAAAACCUUCGUGAAACAUUCAACUUUACAUAUGAAACUUUACCAUUUAUAUUCGCAAUCAUUCGUGCAAAUAAAGGCGAUAUAGCAAAAUCUCUGGCUGUAAUUCAAGAAGGCCAUGAUUUAGUUUACGAGAAAUCACAAGACAACACUUUUGUAGAUUUUGAUUUUGAAAUUUUCGAUUGA
This is a messenger RNA of Clunio marinus, 528 nucleotides long. The record is from the annotation of a GenBank genome assembly. Lineage: Eukaryota; Metazoa; Arthropoda; Insecta; Diptera; Chironomidae.